AUGACUGGAGUGUUGAGGAAUGCGAGUCAGCCGGACAUCAGAAAGGCGUACAAACGACUGGUCCUUCGCUUUCAUACCGAUAAGAUUGGACACAACAAUAGGUCCAAAAACAUUGACCACAAGUUUAAACUGAUUCAAGAGAUCUAUCGGGUGCUCAACGAUCGUCAACGACGACAAGUGUAUGACAAAAGACAUCCCAGUCAUGGAAACUAUCGCAACAGAUAUGUGGAGCACACGGUGUAUGUGUCGCUCCGGGAUGUGCUCCGGGGCUGCACUAAGCGUAUGAAAGUGACCCGAAAGCUGUGGUAUUCGGUCCGCGAGUUCGCAACCGAAUCGGAAAUACUGACGAUUGUUGUGAAACGGGGCUCAAAGUCGGGCACUCGUAUGGAGUUUGCCGGUCGUGGGAACCAUCCCUACUAUUCCUGUGCCGAAGACAUCGUGUUUGUGCUGAAAGACAGGCCCGACAACCGGUUCCGACGCCACGGCAAUGAUAUCGUAUACACGGCGCGCAUCCAUUUGGUCGACGCCACCGUUGAUCAGCCAAUAGCUGUUCCGUUGCCGUCCGGUCGGACACUAGAUGUGUCGCUGGAUUGGCCCGACAUUAACCGGUUGUUCAAUCAUCGCAAGUGUGUUAUAUUGAAAGUGGGUUUAGGACUUCCCGAUGGCAAUAAUGCCGCCAUUAAAGGAGAUCUAAUCAUUGAAUGUGUGAUCAAUUGA
This is a messenger RNA of Medioppia subpectinata, 717 nucleotides long. The record is from the annotation of a GenBank genome assembly. Lineage: Eukaryota; Metazoa; Arthropoda; Arachnida; Sarcoptiformes; Oppiidae.